Messenger RNA from Stylophora pistillata, 7371 nucleotides. RefSeq lists its product as uncharacterized. Lineage: Eukaryota; Metazoa; Cnidaria; Anthozoa; Scleractinia; Pocilloporidae. The record is from RefSeq and is a predicted model, not a curated record.
GUACCAUAUCUCCUCUUUGGUAUAUGGUUAAUGUCUUACGGGAACUUAAAAGAAAAGGAGAGCAAGUCGAUCUUGGCUAUGAGGAAGAACGGCUUGAUGUUUUCUUUAGACACAUGUACGAUGUUUUCAGAGAAGGCUACGAGAUGACAGCUACCUCAUUGAAAAUCUUCUCAUGGAAAAAGGUUAACGAUACCGACUUAGCAGAUGUUUAUAAAAUUUUCUUCCUCAGAAAAUGCGAAGAGCCCACACAAUUUCCAACCCACAGUGUACAAUGCUUCCAAUCAGUGGGAGAAUUGCUGCAUAAAUUUCCAGACGGAUGUCUAGUCGCAAGAAUUCUCCAAUUUUGGAUUGACACUUUCCCAAAUGAUCUGGAAAAAGCAGAGCUUAUGAAAUUGUUAGAUCUCUUCACAGGCCUCUUUAUCAAACAAUCAGCUGAAAGUGUAAACGGCUUAAAAGAAAAAGCUGACCGGCUCUUACAUUAUAUUAUGAAAAUAAUCAAGGCGUCCUUAAUCGUUUCUUGGCCUAAAGCACCUGAAUUUUUGGAGGUAUUCAAGCGAUCAGCAUAUUCUUUUUUGGACUGGAUUUCACAACAAGUUGACCUCAGCGAAUAUGCCAAAGAAAACACGAUUGCCCUUUUCGUGCGAUGCUUCGAUCGUAUGGAAAGGUGCGAACCAUUUUCUUGUCAGCUCAUCAAAUCCUUGUGCCUAUGCAAAGGCUUGUCCCUCGAAUACAGGGAAACUUUUCUUGAGGAAAUUAUAAACUUUUCCACGCACCUCGACGAGAACGAAAAAGAUCUCAUUCUGGCUUUUGUAUCUAAAGUAUCUACGUCUAGUCAGACCCUUGAUAGCAAUCAGGAAGUCUUCUCUGAACUCUCAGAGACAUUAAAUCGAUUAAUUUUCAAAAACAAACGUCUGACAAAACAAACUAGAUCUAAAACAUUUCAGCUGAUCAUGAAUCUAGCCAAAGCUCCACUUCUGAGCGUGAAGACUGAUAAUGUAGUUCGCUUAAUAAGGCAUUCAAGGAAUUUACCAGAUGGUCUAUCAUGCUGCGAAGAUGUUUUAAGAUUAGCGACCUCAGUUGCUGCAAUUGUCAAAGAAAGAGCUGAGGAAUAUUUUGAGAUUCUAUUCUCGGCAGUUUUUGAGACUUUGAACGGAUCGAAACCCCUCUGUGAGGUCUUUAGCAUCCAGCAUCAGAAUAUGACUAAGCUACAUAUUGAUGAGGGUUUCUCAAUCGAUGUAAUGAUCAUUUGGAAUGUUGCCGUGGCUGGACUCUUGGCACUGGGUAUAUUUGAUAAGAUGGUUGACCUGCCUUGUUGCUUGCCAGUUUUUGCAAGAGCAAGGGGAUUUAACUCCCCAUUUGAAGCUUUGUUGCUGUAUUUUGAGUUAAGGCGGGUGUUUUCUGGGGUCAUCUUGUUGUUGAGAGACUUUGCCAAGAGAGGUAGUAGGGAACCAUUACCUAAGUCCCCUGUUGGAAACUUUGUUGAUUCUCUGAAAAUUAUCGUACAGUCUGACAUCUCAACACCUGAGGCGAAGCUUAGGUUGAUCCAGAAACUCUAUCUCCUAGUGCAAGGAAAGCCAAGGCUCCUGAUUGGAAACGUCUUACAUUGCGCACUUAUGAAUGUCAUUCCACUUUGUAGCGGAACCUGCCGAUCGGACCAAAAAAAGGAUUUGGACUUUGAUCACAUUGCAACCAUAAUUGAACGUCCUGGAAUGGUGGAGCUACUUGGAAACAUUCCUUCGACACCAUCAAAAUCAAUGUGUUCUAUUCUUUGUCAAACGAUUUCCAAAAGGCUAUCCACGCAAGAUGUAAGCAAGAUCUACGAUUGUUUUGCUUCCUUCAGACAUGCACGAAAAGUAUUCCUAGAACAUAUGUUAACGCUGUUGGAAUCAACCAUCAAGGUUUCCAGCUCAGGCACUGUGGUAGUUCGUCUCCUAAAGGAAGCAAAAGAGCUACUCUGUCAGUUUGACCCAAAACUGAUGCCUCUCGCUAUUUCUAUCUUUUCUUACCUUGUUGAAAACAACGUAACCCCAAAGGAAAGAGCAGCCUUUUUUGCGGUGGUUUUUCCCGGGUGGCAAACUACUUGCGACUCAGGCGUGUGUGUGAGGUACGAAAUUCCUCACAUUCUUUGGAAAACCUACGAAAGUACUAGAAACGGAAAAGGAACAUCUGAGGUCAUGGAUAAUAUCCAAGAACUUAUUGAACGCGUCAAAGACCUGGAAACACGAGUAGUGAAAGAGGCUUUGGGAAAUCCAGCUACCUUUAAUCGUGGCAGCAUAGUUCGCUGCGACUUAGAGAGACUCGCUCUCCACUCCCCUUUAUCAUGCGAAGAUGUUGCCUUAUGUUUCCACCUCUCUUGUUGUUACCCAAGUGUCCACCGACUGACCUGUUUUAACCCGUAUGCAGGUUCUGGUUCCCAAAUGCAAGAUGACCGCUUAAUACCUAAACCUACUCAACGCAACGAAUCCAAGAGCAGAGACGAUAUAAGUAGCCGUAAACAGUUCAGUAAUGCCACCCACCAUUCAUUUGAACAAGCCUCUAUGGCUUCAAAAACACUAGCAUCUCUCUUGACUCCAGGUACGAUUGCAGAGAAAAUGAUGGUACAGUUGAGACGUCUCCGAGGUGAUGAUAUAAAUCUCCAUGAUACCACAGUUAAGCUUUGGAAUUCUCUUUUUGCAAACGAAGGCUUAGCCUGUCCAAUUGAAGCCUGCAAACCUUCAGACGAUUCUUCCGCCUGUGAUAAUGUGGUAAGGCUUUUCCUCUCCUGCUUGGAAAAGGCACCAUACUUUGAAGUUGUACCUACCUGGUUCGACAAUGACAUCCGCAAGGGACUAAGUCAGCAUCACGUCCUUCAAUGUGCCGAAGUCGUAUAUGAGUCAUGUGGAUGGAAAGCCCAAAACCUGGACAAGGAGGGGCAUUUUAAGAUUCAGGAAGCAAUAGCUUUAUUAUUACAAGAGAUCCUUAGAAGUAGCACUCUAUUUCCCAGAAUGCCUCCUUUCCUUAAUGCAACGUCCUGUUUUUGUGAUCUUAGACCCCAACUAGAGUCCCUCCUUUGCAUUCUUCAAAAUUGCCUGCCGUUUCAGAUAACCUUUGAUCUUCUAAAACUCGCCAUGGUAGACUUUCAAGCCGCCACUACGAUUGCAACGAUUGCUUCUUAUUGGCCAUGCAAAAAUGAAGCAGCAAAGUUGCUGGAGGAAGUUAAAAGGCGCUUCGAAAAAGAGGGAGAGCGUAUACACCCACUAUGCAAAGACUUUGUUUGGUCAAUGUUAGAAGCGGGUGGCCGGGUUUACAAAGAUAGCUCUCAAGUUCUGAUAGACAAACUUGAAUGGCUGAACGAUUUCCAUGGCCUUGAUGUUCUUAAUUACGGCCUUGAUCGGCUUCCAAAUUGGCGUAGAUUAAUGACGGCGGACGGUGUUCCUGCCCACGUGAUUGACAACUGGUGUGUGUUUUUUCUCUUCACACCCAGGGAAAACAUUUCGUUGCGCGAUGUUGAUGCAGUUCUUGACAUCAGUCCCACAUCCCUGCAGCUAGUUGCAAAUGCCUCUGAAAGUAUUAAAAGAUGCUUAUUUUCAGAAAAUGUCUUUCAAGGAACGCAUUCGCAAGAAGAGAUAUCCUCUAACUCUUUGAUCAAGGAAUGCUUACGACUGGCCAGAUUCCUAAGCGAAUUAAUCCACAUAUUGAAGGUCCGAGUGCCUGAAAAAACUGCCAUCGAUGAUAUUGUUGAGGAAAUUGUGGUUCAAGCUUGUAACAGGCUUUGCAUGAGUCAUAUGGAGAAAAUCAAGAAGGAAAAAGAUAAAGUCAUGAAUGCAAAAGACGAAACCGAAGAGACAGAGGACAAAAAACAAAAGGAAGAAAAAAAAACCAAGAAGACAGAGAACAAAUCCAAAAAGGGAGGAAACGUAAGCACAAAGAAAAAAGAGCAAACCAAAACGAUAGUAGGCAAUUCUAAAAUGAAAGAGGACAAAUUCAAAGAGAUAGAAGCCAGAACCGCAGACACAGUAGAAAAUGAUGGAGAAGAGAUGAGAGACAAACGCAAAAAGACAGAGGAUGAAAAAGAUGAAACAGAUUACGAGCCCAAAAUUGCAAAAGAUAAAAUCAAAAGUAACAAUCCCUACAGAAUCCUCCACCGGACGCUUAAGGCCCUUUUCAAUGAAAUGUUUGCCAAACAAUCCACAAUCACCGAUAACCAAUCCAGUUUACAAAACUGUGGUGAAGGUGCGAUGGAUUUUGUCUUGAAAGGUUCAACCUUGCCACAGCAUCAUCUUCCAAGUGAAGUUUAUGAGUCGAUGCUGGUAUUAAUGCGACGCUGGUUGUCGGGUAUCGCCAACAAACCAUCCCUUGCUUCCAACGCUAUGAAGAUUGUUCAGUCACUUUUAUCAUUCUCUUGCGAGAAAGAUCAUUCCCAGAUAGAGAAGUUACAAGACGAGAUUCGACUUCAGAUACUAUCAUUUCCAAGAAAUCAGCUUCUUCUAUCCCAGUUACAAGCAGCAGGCUACAAUCAAGGAAACUCCGUGAACUCCCAGGACUUGUGGGCCUCGCCUUCUCUCGAGCUUUCUUGUUUCUUCAGCAAGUGUGAGUUUCAAAGUGACAAACGUUAUGAGACGAAACUAACUGAUGUCCUCAGGCUUCAUUGGAUGCAAUGGAAGGACCUACUUUUCAAGCAGAAUAUUCAUUCUGUAACGAUCGAUGACCACGAAGUGCCUGUGAAGGACCUCUUUGAGACUCACGCUUCGCGAGUUGAAAUGGAGAAGCAGGUGGCAGCUGCAAGGAAAAAAGUCGGGCAGAUUGAGUCCGAGAACGUUAGCAGACAUGUGAGCCAGCUAGUUCGUGAAGAGCAGAAGCACCGUGACAGAGUUACUAAAUUAUACAAGAAAAAAGAAGCAAAACCUUGCUCAUGCAAAGGCACGUGCUCUAAGGGAGAAACAAGGACCAAUCAAGGAUGCCCUUGCAAAACACAAGGUUUGGAAUGCGGUCCUGCUUGCACGUGUGGCUCUGCUGACAAGCCUUGUAAAAAUAAGGUGGAAAAAGAGAAGAAGACAAAACUGGUGGCUGUAUGGGAAAACCGAUUUUUAGAAAACAUUAAACUUUGCUCAGAGCUAAUUCCAGGCUGUUACGCACCCAACGGUUUCCAUUCUGAGAAACCUGUGAUUUGUGCUCUGUCCGUGGACAACAGGAUCUUGACUGUGUUCAAAGAGGAGAAGGGCCGCAGAGAGGAAAUCGAGAAUGUUGAAGUGAAACUCUUCGAUGCUGGUUUGUACGUAUACGGGUUGCAUACGAGUGGUCAUUAUUACGUCACCGACGAAUUGUGGGCCGCGUUUUAUAAAAUGCUUUUGCAAAAAAGAUUGGUGCCUGGAAUAGUAUUGUCCAAUGAAAGCCCGGGGUUUCAUUGGAUCAAGAAAUAUGUACAGCCUGUGAAAGUACAUCCUUGCUUCUGGAAGUGGCACCUAAAUUGCGGUAUCGUUCCUCCAGAAGAAGACUAUUUAGACUACCGCCCAAUUGAAGCAGCCUUGUGUCCUUGGUUGCAUGGACUCAGUGAAUUCCUAACCUUAACAAGGAUAAAUGUCGCAAGGUUUCGUUUUAAAUAUCUCAUGGACGCUAAAGUCGUCGAGGGGAAAGAACAGCAGGCGAGGGAAGUGGCAGGAAAAUUCAACGCCAUUCCCCAACUGAAACAGAAAUUGCACUCGCUGCACAACGACGCCAUCCUAAUAGGAAAACUCGCAUCGAAACUGGAAUUUGCUGUUAAGAAAACAAUCACCCAAAUUGUGAUGGGAGAAUGGCCCACUACAGAAACUGUCAAGAAACACAUUGAUAUGAGAAGGUUCGCGUUUAUCAAAUGUGAACAGUGCAAAUUGAAAAUUCAAAACUGUAAAUGUAUAAUUUACCAAGAGGAAUAUGCAACUAUUGUGCUAAGGGUGUGUGAAAGCGUCCAGGAAACACUCUUAGUUUUACUAUUCUAUGUCUUUCUUGUCAAUCUAUUUGCUUUGGAUUAAUAUAAUUCCUGCUUAGGAGGCUUUAAGAAACCACUGACUGACUGAGGACAUCUGUGGAAAGUUUCUCUGAAGAAAGGCCUCAAAUUCAAUACUCUCCAUUUUUUUUGUUCUUUUUUGUACACGGCCUCCACUGACUGAAGGCAGAGUGACGCCUAGAAGAAGGAACUCUUUUCUUAGACUCUUCAAAUAUUUACGAGAAUUUAAACUUUAAAAAAAAUUGACUAUUAAUCGCUCAUGCACCAGUUGAGUAGUGGGUUCUGAGGCCGUAUUGCACAUGGCGGGCUUGUGUGAAGUGUAAACUCUUCUAAAGGUAAAGAAAGGGUCAGAGGUAGGAUAGUGGGCAAGAGUUUUACUUUUGUCGUUUAGCUGUUUCUUUUGUUUUCUUUAUUUUUCAGAGUGCUCUUUUAAAGAGUGUCGUGAACUAAAAACCAAAGUAAUUUGCAACGGCCAAUCUAAACGAAUGAAAAUAUGAGUAAAUGAAAAAUGAGCCAACGAGAACUCAAAGUAAAAACAUGCAAACUGUCUGCAGCACGAGAAGACAUGGAUGACCAAGUCACUAUUGGUCUUCGUUUCAAAACCGACUUUCGGGAUCAAUUUCUGAGCGAAGUAAAGAUCAACCAAAGCGAUCUCGAAUUACUUUAACCUCUCAACCGAGAGUGCUGUUGCCACAGAACAGUUUGUUCACCAAGCAAUACUACCAUAAAACUCCAUACAUUUAGAAGCUAAACUUUAAUAUCUACCUACUGAUAACAUUCAAUCAAAAAUCAGAUCAUCUCAUAAAUACCUGACUUCAAGUGUUUUUGCUAUUAAUCAUUAGCUCACUAUGCCAAAAUGCUAACUGUUACACAUUAUGUGCUGCAGUUAGCUGAAACCUUACAAGUGUGCCAAGUAAGGUCUGCAGCCAGAGCUAGGUCAUUACACAGUGCAUGGAUUGAACCCAGGGGUAAAGAUAGAUGAUAUGAUCUGAUCGUCCAGGUUAGAGUGUUCCUGGACCUAACUAAGUAGUGUUGUUGGAAGCAUUGACUGAUGAACACAAGUCACCAUAGGAGUCAAGCUCGUAAAACACAGUCUUUAGGAUAACAAUUUUGGAUAACUCUCACCUGGACAAUCAGACUAUAUAAUUACAUAGGUAAAAAUUGGUAACUUUAGUUGCUACCCAUUCAAAGGUUUGAGAAGUGAAAAAAUAAGUUAUCAAUGCAGCUUAAGCACAGAAAUAUAUUACAUAAAAUAGAGAGAGACCCAGUACAUUCUGGUAACACUACUCUCAUUACUACAGAACUUUUUCUACCAAAACUUAUGUGAAAUAAAUGGCCAUUACCAAAUGCAAACUGUGAUAAAAUUAGUCAGAUCUGUUCAGUUUAAAUAAACUGCAUAUUCCUGCAAA